AUGCACAGCCCUUUCCAAAGCUCGCAAACAAGUUCCCUGCGUACCAAGGCCUCGAGAAUGAUAUCCUUGAUUGUUACGUCAUUUCUUAUCUUGUUUAUUUCUAGUGUUCCGCUGAAGUUCUUCAAGGAGAAGUCUCAGUACCCCCUUGCGAAUCCUCCAGGCUGGUUUCAGACCCGUCUUUCCAAGCAAAUCGAGUUCUUACGAGCGGGAUUGGAGAUAGCUGAGAAAGCAAGGAAGAAGUACGGGGACAAGCCAUACAGACUCAUCGCCGAGCAGGGUGAGGUAUUGGUUCUUCCACCUGCAUAUGCCCACAAAAUCCGGAAUGAAGAAAGUUUGAGUUUCAGCAAGGCUAUACGACAGCUCAGAUCACCCAAGGACUUCAAUGGCCACCUUGCAGGCUUCGAACCGUUCCGAUUCCUGGACCAUGACCAGCAGAUUGUUCAGAGAGUAAUACGAAAGCAACUUACCAAAUAUCUCAAUACGGUUACAGAACCUAUUUCCUUGGAAGCUACAUUUGCUGUCAGGUUGAUUUUUGGUGAUGAUCAUGAUUGGAAAGCAACCUGCAUCAAAGAGUCUAUGCUUGACCUAAUUGCCCGUAUCUCGUCUCGCGUGUUUCUUGGUGAAGAACUGUGCCGAAAUGAGGAAUGGAUUAACAUAACAAAGGCAUAUACUGUCAAUGCUUUCACAGCAUCCCUUAAGAUGAGCCUUAUUCCGAAGUUUCUAGUACGAGUGUAUAGCUGGUUUUCAGCCGAUUGCAAGUCUGUUCGCAAGAACCUCGAAGAUUCGCAAAGAAUCAUCGAGCCCGUCAUUAAAAAGAGGCAAGCACUCAAGGCUCGAGCCCAAAAAGAAGGAACGCCAAUCCCAACUUUCAACGAUGCACUCGAUUGGGCCGAGUUGGAGAGUGAGGGGGUGAAUUAUGAUAGGGGAGUUUUGCAGUUGUUACUGUCGUUUGCCGCCAUACAUACUACGACAGAUCUGCUCACUCAGACCCUCCUGCGGCUCGCUAACGAACCAGAGCAAAUUGACCGAUUGCGCGAGGAGAUAGUUCGAGUCUUAGGCGCUGAAGGCCUAAAGAAGAGUGCACUCUUCAACAUGAAGCUUCUUGACAGUGCACUGAAGGAGACGCAAAGGGUUAAGCCGAAUGGCCUUCUUGUCAUGCGCAGGAUGGCCACACAACGAAUUAAUCUUCCAGACGGACUAGUCAUCCGCAAAGGCGAAAGGGUCACAACAGAUGCAAGCAACAUGAUCAAUCCUGAGAUUUACGAGAAUCCGAAAAAGUACAACAUCGACCGUUACGCACGUAUGCGGGACAACCCUGAGACAGCAAAUAAGGCACACCUCGUGUCCACAGGGACAGAUAACCUGACAUUUGGCCAUGGAAUCCACGCGUGUCCUGGUCGCUUCUUUGCAGCAAACGAAAUCAAGGUUGCGCUGUGUCAUCUUUUGCUAAAGUACGACUGGAGAUUAGCAGAUAGGACAAGUCUAGAGCCGAUGCGCACUAUAGGAGUUAUGACCACUCUUGAUCCGAGGAAUCUCCUAGAAUAUCGACGCCGCAAGGAAGAGGUCAACUUAGAGUCUUUGUUCUGA
Messenger RNA from Aaosphaeria arxii CBS 175.79, 1587 nucleotides. RefSeq names its product cytochrome P450. Lineage: Eukaryota; Fungi; Ascomycota; Dothideomycetes; Pleosporales. The transcript is spliced from 6 exons. The record is from RefSeq and is a predicted model, not a curated record. The coding region runs from base 1 to 1587 and encodes 528 amino acids. Gene Ontology annotation, molecular function: monooxygenase activity; iron ion binding; heme binding.